Messenger RNA from Fomitopsis serialis, 1752 nucleotides. RefSeq lists its product as uncharacterized. The coding region runs from base 1 to 1752 and encodes 583 amino acids. Lineage: Eukaryota; Fungi; Basidiomycota; Agaricomycetes; Polyporales; Fomitopsidaceae. The record is from RefSeq and is a predicted model, not a curated record. The transcript is spliced from 13 exons.
AUGUCAGGGACUCACCGGCACUUUAACUCAACUGGUUCGCUCACCGACGACUCGACUUCAGAGUGCGACUCGGACGAGUCAGACCGUCUGUGCAGGAAGGAUUCAAGAGGGGUAAAUAUUACUCGUGCGUGUUUCAAAAACUUCGAAGUUCCAAUGUCAAAGACUAACCGGCACUAUAACUCUUCAGAAGGCAUGCGUGCAACUUCCGAUGCCCUGAGUCGUGCGUUCGAGGCUUCUCAGUGGAACCUCGCGCCACGAUUACUCACCUUAGAGGAAAAAUGCCGAAGCCGUUGUCGUGAGACCCAAGAGCUAGGAAUGACUCUCGUGUCUAGUGAUAAGCUCACUAAAACUGGAGUGAUGCGAUUGGCGAGCCAAAGCCCGUCCAGUGGCCACAAGCCCUAUACUGCGGAGCAGUUGCAGCAGCUCCUGCCAAGCGAAGAAAGUUUGUCGAAGGGGAUCGCGUGUCGCUCGCAUGCCAGUGCCAGCGAUCCGGCUGCAUUUGCCAGCACCAACCUACUCGCAGAGAGUCUCGCGCUGCACACCGUUGCUUACCUUCGCUCCAGCGGCUGGGGCUGGCGAAGGACCCGACUCGGACGCGCGCAUCAGAGGGUUCAUGCUGCGCGCGGGCCAGUCGAGAUGAUUAUCGCGUUCACCGCCAUCCUCCUGCGCGACUCACCCGUCCUACCGAUGCGUCAAGCGACGAUCCUACACGGCAUUCGCUUGGCGUUGGAAGCGUUGCUUACCCAGCAAGACAUCGACUGGGUCGACGUCCUGCCGCUUGCGGAACACGCUGUGCGCAUCGCAGAGUCAUUCGGAUCCACGGACACCGAGGAUGGCGCCUCGAGUAGCUUGCCUUCCUUAGAAACCCGCACCAAGUGCCCAUCCGAUGAUCAAGAGUGGUUCAUUGUCUCCGUGCCUCGUGUGACUGACCGCCCCGCACGCUCCCUGCAUAUCGCGCCUGCCCGCUCCCUGCAUAUCGCGCCUGCCCGCUCCCUGCGUACCGCGCACCCGCGCACCCUGCGUACCGCACUCACGCCUGUUCACGCCUUCGUCUCGCUCGCACGCGCCCGCCGCUCGCCAACAUUGCUGAGUCUUAGCUGUUGUGCUUCAGCAUUGACAGAACGUGAGUGCUACGAGCACCUGCCAAGUCCUGUCAUACACAAACUGGAACGCACGCAUGAUUGCCUUGAUAUCGGGGAAAUUGAGAGCCUCGCGUGGCUUGCGUGUACGUUCCUCAGGCCUAGCUACUACUACCGGUUCCUGCUUAGUCAGUAUAUGCAAACUCGCACUGCCUACGCACUUUGCGAUGCCGCGGUCUUACAAAGCGAGGGCGAGGGCGUCCAGACUGGCUUCACCCAGUACUUCAGGUGUCUGCACAAUCGGAGAGUCAGAGUGCCUGAUGGGCGGAUGGGUGGACAGGAACGAGCGGGCGACCCGGAGUUAAUGGUCAGCAAAUGCGUUAGCGAGACGUGUGCGCUGAUGAGUGAGAAGACGCGUGGGCGGAUGAGUGGGCAGGCUAAGUCCUUGGCAGUGACGCAGUUUCCCGAAACAUGCAGAGGGCGAGAGUGGUUGUGGCAGCUCAGCACAUUGCCCAGUGAGCGUGUUUCAAUGGAACUCACCAUCAAAGGCCACUGCACGUUUGACCGCCGAGACCCUUGCGAGACCCUUGCGAGUGCUGACGGAGCGGACAAUGAAGGAGGCAAUGAUCAAGAUGAAAUCCGGGAGCAAGAGCGAGACAACCGCACGGAUUAG